This is a messenger RNA of Aspergillus viridinutans, 519 nucleotides long. RefSeq lists its product as uncharacterized. The coding region runs from base 1 to 519 and encodes 172 amino acids. The record is from RefSeq and is a predicted model, not a curated record. The transcript is spliced from 3 exons. Lineage: Eukaryota; Fungi; Ascomycota; Eurotiomycetes; Eurotiales; Aspergillaceae.
AUGCCGGUCAUCACACGACACAUAGGUCAAAUAUCGCUCCUCGGCGAGAAGACCGCAGGACGGGAUACUCGCCAGGAUGAAACUGCUUCUCCUUACUUCGGUCUCCGCAGACCCAAGGGCAUGCACUGGCGAUACCAAACUUUACCCUCAAUGAGACGGACAACAAGUUCAUCCGGCGCUGUCCAAGAUCUUCACAGAUGCCAGCAAGACGGUAACCGUCACCCAGGUCCUGGUGGACGCGAAUCGGGACCUGCAAAAAGGCACAGUCGCCUACCCAAUGUCGGAGCGGUGACUCUGGAAUUCCGUCCUGGCGAUGCGCUGGCUGUCGGGAUAUACGAGAGCAAGGACGUCUGGCUUGCCAGGUGGUAUGCCCUGUACGUGGUCGACAUCAGCCAUGGCCUGCGGGUGUUCGACAGGGACAACGUCCGGAAGGUCGAGAGUGGCGAUGGCAUCGGUAAGAUGGCUAGAGGCGAGUACUCGGCAGCCAAUUACGCCUAUGUCCUUCCUCAGACGAGGUGA